AUGGACUUUGUCAAGUUCAUAGCACUGUACAUGCCGGGUCCUGACCUUCCGCCGGAGUCGGAGCUCCAGAUUCCUGCAAUAGACAGGACAACGCUCUUCAGCUCUACGGAAGGUCCUAUCUGCCGUGCACUGUGCACGGUGGCGCAAGCCAUCUUCGACGGUUGUUCACACGGGGACUCGAAACUUGUUGCGAAGAAUACGUGUGGCUAUCCGGACGUCAGCGAUCGACUCGACUUUGCAGGCCAGGAGAAGGUCAACGUCUGCUUCUAUCCCGACCACGAAGAUGCGAAGUCGGACUACACGCUUCCGGCGCAAGGUAGAAGGCAGGCGGCGUUCCGAGGGCGGACUUGCUGGGCAUGGGUUUCGUUACCGGUGGAAGUCAAGACAGAUCACGAACGCACACUCGAGUCCGAAGAGGAGCUAGAGAUGUCUGAUGGAAAGGUUGGGGACGCUUCUCAAAACCUCCAGCAGCUCAAUGAUACUCAAGCCAGCCACGAAGAGGGUGACCACUCAGAGCCUAAGACGCGUGUGCGCUCGGAUUUCGCGAUGGACUGCGGGAUAGAGCAACAGGGAGCGUACGUUGCAAAGCUUCUGAAGCGGCAACAUCGCGUGCACUGCUUCACGAUGCGCGUCUUCAAGGGGCAGGCUCGCGUCGUACGUUGGGACAGGGCGGGCGCCAUUGUGUCCGCUCCCAUCGACUUCGAGAAAGACCCGUCGUUGCUCCACCGGGUGAUCUGGCGGUACGCGUGCAUGACCGAGGUGCAGCGCGGGUUUGACCCGACGGCGAGACGGGCUACCGAGGAAGAGGUCAAGAAGAUGCGGAACUGCCACCCGCCGAAUGAGUGGGCGGACAAGUUCCGCAAUGCAGCCCUUGAUCAAGAUGGAUGGCCGGCUUAUACAAUCACCAUGCCGCUCAAUGAUCGCGUCGAUCAGACGGACUUGCAACCCAUUGCCCCUAAGUUCCCUCGCGAAGAUGCCUACGCUAACAAGGAAGCAUAUGGGAACAGGUCUGGAGCUGAAUUUGUCAUCGGAAAGUGCUACUUCGCAAGUAACUCUCCUACCGGGCGUGGCACCAAAUGCUACAUCGCAUACGAAGUCGCUCGAGAUCGCCUGGUCUUCCUCAAGGACUACUGGCGUGCCGACACGGAUAGUUCGCCAGAGGAGGGAAAGGUGCUGGAAGACCUCAGAAAGGCUGGUGUUCAGUUCGUGCCGACGCCCUUGUUUAGGGGGCAUGUACGAAGCGGCGACGACGAACAGAAGACGCGCAUGCAGGCCUUCUUACCGGCACACCCUCGGUCGCAUAUCAAGCCUGCCGCUAUGAAGCACUACCGCCUAGUUGUCAAGGAGAUCGGGCGUCCUCUGGAGGAACACGAGAAUGCAUUUUAUCUAGUAUGCGCUUUGCUUGAUGCCCUGCAAGCAUGGGUCAAGAUGAAGAUUAUGCAUGGCGACAUGAGCCCGCGGAACAUCCUCUCUUCGCCUACAUCGAUGAAGAGGCACCGUAUUUCUAUUGGAAUGCUGAUCGACUGGGACUUGUGCAAGACGAGAAUAUGGCACGGUUAUGAAUGUGGUCGUUCGGGUACGUGGCCAUUCAUGUCCGCUGGGCUCCUGCGCAAUCCUACGAAGAGGCAUGAAGUCGCAGAUGAUCUGGAAUCCGUCGUCCAUAUCCUUGUGUGGAUGCUUUCGCUUUUACAGCACAGGUAUCGUAAACGGAGAAGCAGUCGGCGGUGCACAGAAGCAUCCUUCCUGCUUCUCGGUAUCUAG
This is a messenger RNA of Fomitopsis serialis, 1761 nucleotides long. RefSeq lists its product as uncharacterized. The transcript has 5 exons. The coding region runs from base 1 to 1761 and encodes 586 amino acids. The record is from RefSeq and is a predicted model, not a curated record. Lineage: Eukaryota; Fungi; Basidiomycota; Agaricomycetes; Polyporales; Fomitopsidaceae.